This is a messenger RNA of Parnassius mnemosyne (clouded apollo), 213 nucleotides long. Lineage: Eukaryota; Metazoa; Arthropoda; Insecta; Lepidoptera; Papilionidae. The record is from the annotation of a GenBank genome assembly.
AUGGAAGAUCCAAGAAUUCGGCAAAUUAAAAUUAAAACUGGCGCUGUAAAGCGUAUAGCCAAAGAAACACUUGUUUACGGGAAAGAAGCUGAAGAGCAAAGGCUUAAGGUACAAAAAUAUAAAGACGAAAAUCGAGAAGAGCAUGAAACUAGAAAACAGGAGGAAGUUUUGCAAGAGUCGCUGAUGAUGGUUCCCGAUUGUCAAAGACGGUGA